AUGGCACAACAUGCUACCGCGGCCCCUCCAGGAUGGCUCACCGCAAACGAGCAUCGCAGUAACCUUGUCUCGACUCCAGGGAAGCGGAAAGCGGAUGACGAACUGGAAUCCCAAUCCAACAUAUCCUCUCACUUUAAGAAACUCCGUCUGAACCAGAAUCGCAAUCACAUCACGCCGACGCAGUCUACACUCGGAGGCCAACCCUCGUCCCCUUCUGACCCCGGACUCUCUUUUCGGCCUCACGUAGCCAACACAGACGCUCGGCCUGCGCUUCCCCACCCAUCCUCGUCGCAGCAUGUUGCUCAUUCAAAAUAUGGCGAGGACACCACUCCUCAGGGGCAGAAUCAACCCUACUCUCACUUCGCCAACACCCAAAAGCCACCUUCGCUGUCGGACGCAGCGUUCAUGACCGACCGAAGCCCUCCGCACCAAACGAUUCUCAGUGACCGACAAAGAGAGGAUGAAGAGUCAAUGACAGUAGACGACACUCCGAACCGCAUCUUCAUUACGAACUUGGCGUCUGAAAUCGCCCAGAUCGAAGCCGACGAGGCAGCGUCCAAAUACACCGUGUUCCUUCCAGACAUUGACAAGAAAGUGUCUGCGCUCCCAACACACCUCCUGAACAACAACUACGUCCACGGGUCGCAUUCUCCUUCUUAUUCGUCUCUAAUGUCUCCUACUGCUGCAGCGGCAUCUCCGAGCACAGCACUAGUCCUGUAUCGGGACCCAACUAGUAUAACUGUACCGGAAGAGGAAGAUGCAGUCCGCAAAGCCAUCAUAGCAGCACGGCAGAGAGCGAGGGAGAAGUCGGCCGAGCAUGUUCAGAGAGAUAGAGAACAAACACAGCAACUCCAUCAUGGGAAGAGUGGAGGCGUGAGUGCGGGCGAUAGCGAUAUAGACCUUGAUGACGGCGACGACGACGCCAUGACGGAUCGGUCGUCUCAUCCUGACAAAGACGAAUAUCUGGAUGCUAUGGAUAUUGAGUGA
Molecule: messenger RNA, 987 nt
Organism: Exophiala spinifera
Lineage: Eukaryota; Fungi; Ascomycota; Eurotiomycetes; Chaetothyriales; Herpotrichiellaceae
Exons: 2
Coding region: 1-987 (328 amino acids)
Source: RefSeq, a predicted model, not a curated record